AUGGCUCGAAGUGUUCUGCAUGCAGUUGUGAGAGCCAAAUUCAAAUCCUAUUCAUCCAUGCCGACGAGGACCAAUGGCACAACGAAUUUCUUUGGCAGCAAAACCAGUGAAGUGUUGUAUAAUUUCCGGUACCAGGCUGCUGAUGCUCAAGGUUACGUCAAUCUACGCUGCUCCCUAGACACCGGCUGCCCUACCAGUGCAAAUCCACGACAUCCCUCCCUACAAGAUGCCCGUCACAAGGAUGUUCGGUUAUAUCUAGCGGACAUCUACAUGUACCUAUUCCAAGUCCCUUACGAAAGUGUUCCAGAACAUAUUGGCGGAGUAUGCUGUGCGCAGUUUGUAGUGUCGCGGAAACAGGUCUUGAAAAGGCCCAAAGCAGACUAUGAGAGGAUGUUGAGCUGGGUAGCUGGGACAAGAACCACCGACAGCUUUGGGGUAGGCUGGGUGAUGGAGAAAGUCUGGCAUGUGGUUUUCGGAAUGGAACCUGUCUAUUGUCCAUCAUUCAAUCAAUGUCGCUGUGACAAUUUUGGCCGGUGUGAGGCGUAG
Messenger RNA from Nannizzia gypsea CBS 118893, 546 nucleotides. RefSeq lists its product as hypothetical. The coding region runs from base 1 to 546 and encodes 181 amino acids. NCBI's taxonomy places the organism in Eukaryota, Fungi, Ascomycota, Eurotiomycetes, Onygenales, Arthrodermataceae. The record is from RefSeq and is a predicted model, not a curated record. The transcript has 3 exons.